AUGUCGUCGACGGUGCUGGAAGUGACGCGGGCGGCACACGAGGAGGUUGAACGGUUGGAGCGGCUGAUAGUGAAGGAGCUCCAGAAUGAGCCCGGCACCAACAAGGAGCGUUUGUAUCAGAGUCACCGUGUGCGAAACAUGAUCGAUACCAUUACCUCCACCACUGAAAAGCUUAUUGGGAUAUACGAAGAUAACGACAAUGCCAGGAAGGACGAGAUUGCUGCACUCGGAGGCCAAACCGCCUCUGGAAUUAACGUUUUCAGUGCCUUUUAUGAUAGACUCAAGGAGAUACGAGAGUAUCAUAGGAAGCACCCAGUUGCACGUGUUGUUGACGCCAAUGAUGAUUAUGAAACGGUUCUCAAAGAAGAACCUCAAAUUGAGUUUAGUGGAGAGGAAGCUCUUGGUCGAUACUUAGAUCUGCAUGAAUUAUAUUAUCAGUAUGUCAAUUCUAAGUUUGGAGAGCCACUUGAGUAUUCUGCAUAUCUUGAUGUUUUCUCAGACACAAAUAAGAUUCCUCGCAAAAUGAAAAUGACCAGACAGUACCGAGAAUAUAUGGUUAAUCUUUUGGAGUAUCUGAUAUACUUUUUCCAGCGUACCGAGCCACUGCAAGAUCUUGAUCGAAUUUUCUCAAAGGUUACAGCUGAAUUUGAAGAAAAUUGGGCUGCUGGAAGGGUACGGGGAUGGGAAAAUGACAAUCAGGAAAAUGGACAUGUACCUGCUGAGACCAUUGAUCUUGAUUAUUAUAGUACUGUUGAAGAGCUGAUAGAAGUGGGUCCUGAAAGGUUAAAGGAGGCUCUGGCUGCAUUAGGGCUUAAGACUGGUGGUACUAUUCAGCAACGGGCGGAGAGGCUCUUCCUCACAAAGCACACACCUCUUGAAAAGUUGGAGAGGAAGCAUUUUGUUAAGGGGACACGUGGUGUAGAAAAGAACAGGGUUGCUCCAGUUCCACAAGAAGAUGGAAAUUCUAAAGAAAUUGCAUUGAUGGAAGCUAAAAUGGAAAAACUGUGUGAUUUGUUGGAGGAGACAAUUGCUCGAACAAAAGACAAUGUUGUAAAGAAACAGGCCCUAACAUAUGAAGAGAUGGAAGCAGAACGUGAGGAGGAAGAGACACAAGAGGACACUGAAAGCGAAGAUGACGAGCAGCAGAUAUAUAAUCCCCUAAAAUUACCAAUGGGGUGGGAUGGAAAACCUAUACCUUAUUGGCUAUAUAAGCUACAUGGUCUGGGUCAGGAAUUUAAGUGUGAGAUAUGUGGGAACUAUAGUUAUUGGGGGCGUCGGGCUUUUGAACGACAUUUUAAAGAAUGGCGCCAUCAACAUGGGAUGCGGUGUCUUGGUAUACCGAAUACCAAGAAUUUCAACGAAAUCACAUCAAUUGAGGAAGCAAAGGAACUUUGGAAGAAGAUACAGCAAAGACAAGGAGUGAACAAGUGGCGCCCAGAUCUAGAGGAAGAGUACGAAGACAAAGAAGGCAACAUCUAUAAUAAGAAAACAUACACUGACUUACAGCGCCAGGGACUGAUUUGAGAAAACAAUUUUGAAGAUUACUGUUUAGUUUCUCACUUGGUAUUGUGUGAAGUGGAAGAAGCAAUUUGCUUUCCACUACUAGGAAGUGGGGAUUGUAGGACAAUUAGCCAUAUUUUAUGGCUUGUAUUUUACUUUAUUGUGAAUUUAUGAUGAUUAUUCUAACCAAGACAGGAGAAGAAACAAAUAUUUCCAUUGAUGUUAAAUAGUAUUUGAAGAUUUUGGGUAUUA
Molecule: messenger RNA, 1752 nt
Organism: Vigna radiata var. radiata (mung bean)
Lineage: Eukaryota; Viridiplantae; Streptophyta; Magnoliopsida; Fabales; Fabaceae
Product: splicing factor SF3a60 homolog
Exons: 12
Coding region: 1-1524 (507 amino acids)
Biological process (GO): mRNA splicing, via spliceosome
Cellular component (GO): spliceosomal complex; nucleus
Molecular function (GO): RNA binding; zinc ion binding
Source: RefSeq, a predicted model, not a curated record